UCGUCCCAAUCGGACAUCGACGAGAUCGAGAACCUCAUCAACGCCAGCGUCCAGUCCGGCCCCGCCACCGUCCUCCCGGCCAGACCUCCGAGCCCUCCCAGGGCUUCGAUCCCCGUCUCCUCCUCGCCGUUCAUGCAAUCCAACCUCCCUCCUCUUCCGCCUCCCUCGUCGACGACCUCCAACCAGAAGCCGCCCUCCGUCUCUGUCCCUAUCCCCGUCGCGCCGCCGCUUUCUUCCUCCGGCGACGGACGGCCGAGCAUUGCCUCCGCCGGGUUCGGCUCGCUGCCGAACACGCUGACGGAGCCCGUCUGGGACACGGUAAAGAGAGAUCUGUCGAGAAUCGUCAGCAACUUGAAGCUCGUGGUGUUUCCGAACCCCUUCCGCGAGGAUCCGGGGAAAGCCUUGAGGGAUUGGGAUCUUUGGGGACCUUUCUUCUUCAUCGUGUUCCUUGGUCUCACGCUCUCGUGGUCUGCCUCCGUCAAGAAGUCUGAAGUUUUUGCUGUUGCAUUUGCUCUGCUAGCUGCCGGUGCUGUGAUUUUAACAUUGAAUGUGCUGCUCCUGGGCGGGCACAUAAUUUUCUUCCAGAGUCUGAGCCUUUUGGGAUACUGCUUAUUCCCUCUGGACAUUGGCGCCCUAAUCUGUAUGUUGAAGGACAACGUGAUAGUGAAAUUGGUUGUGGUAUGUGUAGCAUUGGCUUGGAGUUCUUGGGCAGCAUAUCCUUUCAUGAGUUCAGCAGUCAACCCAAGGAGAAAAGCUCUCGCGCUUUACCCGGUUUUUCUCAUGUAUGUAUCUGUUGGUUUCCUCAUUAUUGCCAUUGAUUAAUGCACUGGAUUGCUCAAACAUACUGAACCUCAACAUGUUAUUACAUAGGAUUUUUAUGUUCUGAGUAAUUUUCUUUUCAUGUCAACUGUAUUUUUUGACUUCUUGAUAUGUUUGGGAGCUCAAUCUACCAAUAGAAAAAAUAUAGCUGUGUGAAAC
This is a messenger RNA of Morus notabilis, 978 nucleotides long. RefSeq names its product protein YIPF6 homolog. Gene Ontology annotation, cellular component: trans-Golgi network; membrane. The transcript has 3 exons. The record is from RefSeq and is a predicted model, not a curated record. Gene Ontology annotation, biological process: endoplasmic reticulum to Golgi vesicle-mediated transport. The annotation marks the transcript as partial. Lineage: Eukaryota; Viridiplantae; Streptophyta; Magnoliopsida; Rosales; Moraceae.